CUACGUAUUUUGUACUCCUUUUUCUUUUGGUAGUCGAAUAUAAUAUCAAGAAUCGCUUAGAUGUUCCGAUUUGUAUGCACUUUUCCGUCUAUAAGGUCGUCAGGCAUCACACCAAGAAAUUAUCAUGCGGGGUUUCCUUCAAAGGUAGCAUCCCAUGGCAACCACUCCAUCGCCGGUGCUCCUACCAGACCAGUUCGUGCGGUGAUUACACCUUCUGCGUCACACGCCCGGGGCAUCGCCAUCCCCGCUUCAACCGCCGCUGGGCACAUCGAAGAGCCUCAGCAGCGGUCCCCUCGUAAGCUGCUUGUUGAUUUUGGGGACUUCACCGCUGCCUAUAAGUACCAGAAUCUCGCUACACUUCUGAGGUCUUAUUCUGUUCUCAAAUUGUGUCAGUAUGGGGUGCUGGUACGUAACUCUCGUAAGCUAAUUGAUUUCUCAUACACAGUUCUAGGGGACAAGCUCACGAACCGUUUAAUGGAGUUCACCUUCUAUGGUCACUUCUGUGGUGGCGAGGACGCAGUCAGUGUAGAGAGAAGCAUACAAAUCCUCAAAAAUGCCAAUGUAGGCGCUAUUUUAGAUUACGCAGCCGAAGCAGACGUUGAGGAGGAUAUGGUGGACCAGGUGACAGAUCUCUCUGGAGGUGUCAAUCAAGAUGAGAUCAUAGCGCGUACUUACAGCUACGAGAACGAGGCUCACUGUGACAUUAAUAUGGACGUAACUAGACAUGCAGUUAUGUCUGCUGGAGAGGGUGGUCCCGGUGGAUUCGCCGCCGUUAAGCUCACUUCUCUGGGUCGCCCUGAUUUCCUCGAAAGUAUGGCUAAAAAGCUAGUAAACAGUAACCUGAGUCUCUCUGGGUGUCUUAAAACCAUGUGCGCCGAGGAGGUUAUUCAGUACGAGAAUAUGAUCGGUCGCGUUGAGAAGCUUGCAACCACGGCGCAGAAGAUGGGGGUAUCGCUUCUCAUCGAUGCCGAACAAACGUACAUGCAGCCUACCAUCGAUCGUGUUGUUCUAGACCUACAACGUCGGUACAACAAGGACACGCCUGUAGUAUACAACACUUUCCAAUGCUACUUGACGGACUCAGCGAGUCGUGCUAAGCGGGAUUUGGAGUACGCUAAGAAGGAGGGAUGGAUUUUCGCCGCCAAAUUUGUUCGCGGUGCGUACAUCGUGCAGGAGCGUGCGCGUGCGGAACAGAUGGGGUACGAAGAUCCUAUUCACGACACUAUCUAUGACACACAUAAGAAUUAUAACGAUUGUGUGAGAAUGGCUCUGAAAGACAUCUCUCAUUGCUCAAUCAUGGUGGCUACGCACAAUGAGGAGUCUGUCUGGCGCACAGUUCAGCAGAUGAAGGCUAUGGGCAUCCCGCAAAAGGGAAGUGGUGUAUACUUUGGUCAACUGCUCGGUAUGUGUGACCACAUUACCUACAAUUUAGGACGUGAAGGUUUCGAAGCAUUCAAGUAUGUUCCGUAUGGCCCAGUUCAUGAGGUUCUUCCGUACUUGAUCAGAAGAGCGGUGGAGAACUCUGACAUCAUGGGCAGUGCCCAAAAGGAGCUGACGCAGCUGAAGGUCGAGAUCAGGAAGCGUCUGACGCUAGGUCUCAUGUAAGUGUUUUCCUUUAGUAUUAGUUAUAUAGGUCAUAUAGUGACAUUUGAUAUUGAUUUUAGAAUAUGUUUGAGGAAUAGAUAAAUAUGUACAUUAAAAGCUAUUCAUUAUCGAGA
This is a messenger RNA of Sphaeroforma arctica JP610, 1718 nucleotides long. RefSeq lists its product as hypothetical. The transcript has a single exon. Bases 61 to 1605 code for a protein of 514 amino acids. Gene Ontology annotation, molecular function: proline dehydrogenase activity; FAD binding. Lineage: Eukaryota; Ichthyosporea; Ichthyophonida. The record is from RefSeq and is a predicted model, not a curated record. Gene Ontology annotation, cellular component: mitochondrion.